This is a messenger RNA of Laccaria bicolor S238N-H82, 159 nucleotides long. RefSeq lists its product as uncharacterized. Lineage: Eukaryota; Fungi; Basidiomycota; Agaricomycetes; Agaricales; Hydnangiaceae. The transcript has a single exon. The coding region runs from base 1 to 159 and encodes 52 amino acids. The record is from RefSeq and is a predicted model, not a curated record.
AUGAAGCACAUUUUGCAGAAUGUAUUACAUGUCCCGAAAGCACUGAAUUGCCUACUUUCAAUUCCUUGCUUAGCAAUUGGAGGAGGAAGGGUAGAAUUUAAAGGCAAUGGAUGCCAACUAUAUGACAAACUAGUAGGGUCAUUGGAAAGGGAAAGUUGA